Molecule: messenger RNA, 318 nt
Organism: Didymodactylos carnosus
Lineage: Eukaryota; Metazoa; Rotifera; Eurotatoria; Philodinida; Philodinidae
Source: the annotation of a GenBank genome assembly
GGUUUAGUUCGAGAUUGUAAAAAAGAAGAAAUUAGACGAGAAAUAGCUAAUAUAAUGUCAUUGCCAUUGUUACCUAUGAAUGAACUUAAUAAUUCAAUGGAAUUAAUUAUUGAUACAUUAAGUAAUACAGAUGAUAAAUAUAUAAAAUUAACUGAUUAUGUAAUAACAACAUAUAUCUCCGGAAAAUUUGAUAUCCAAUUUUGGAAUUUAUAUGAUACCAUUGGCGUACGUCCACGUACUAAUAAUCAUGUUGAUUCUCUGUUCCAUUUAAUAUAUGUUCAGUUAAAUUGGAAUAUUCCAGUCUCGGAUCAUCUUUAA